This is a messenger RNA of Ramularia collo-cygni, 3114 nucleotides long. Its product is annotated as related to C6 transcription factor. Gene Ontology annotation, molecular function: DNA binding; DNA-binding transcription factor activity, RNA polymerase II-specific; zinc ion binding. The transcript is spliced from 2 exons. Gene Ontology annotation, biological process: regulation of DNA-templated transcription; DNA-templated transcription. NCBI's taxonomy places the organism in Eukaryota, Fungi, Ascomycota, Dothideomycetes, Mycosphaerellales, Mycosphaerellaceae. Gene Ontology annotation, cellular component: nucleus. The coding region runs from base 1 to 3114 and encodes 1037 amino acids. The record is from RefSeq and is a predicted model, not a curated record.
AUGCACGAGAACAUCCAAGGCGCUCCAAGCUCAUACCAGCCCACCGCUACGGUAGAGCCCCAUAUACCACACCCGCAAGCUGCUGGCGGUCAGGCGCAGGCACAGGCGCWAGGCCGAAUGCGAUCCAGCAUCGCAUGUAUACGAUGCCGGCGGUCCAAGGUCAAAUGUGUGAACAACGGGAUCGGAACGACAUGUAGGACGUGCGACAACUCGGGCAGGGAGUGCUCUUAUCCAUCGCCGCUGGCCAGUGGGAGCCGACGACGUGACAGUCUCUCGGGACGGGGUGAAGACGGCGAACGACGCCAGCGAGCGCGCAAGAGUACGAGCGCCUGGGUCGGAAAUGCCGGACCGGCCUCGCGGGAGAGUUCCAGACCGAUACUCGAUGCGCUGGAUAUGAGAGUGCUCACGCCGACUGUAUGGCAAGAGCUGUUUGACAUAUUCCAAAUCCACUACUCUGCGGAUCUACCAUUCCUACAUCCUCCUACUUUUCUCAGGCCCCUUCGGCAGGCAGCUUGUCCACCACCCAACGAUGCGAGUGCACCUCCAGAGGGGGUCAGACCCCCUGCUUCGACCGAGUUCCUGCUGGCAUUUCUCGCACUGACGGCUCGGUUCCACCCUAAGCUGGUCGCGCAUCACUCUCCUUCGUCAUCCACACGGGCCAGCAAUCCGUUAAUCGCAUCCGACUACUACGCCGCGGCCGCGAAUCGACAGAUGGCGAACUUGUGGAGCGAUAACCGUGCACACAACGACAUCAAUCGAGUUCAGGCCACUCUCAUGCUUGGACUGCAUGAGUGGGGCAUGUGCAGAGGAGCAAAGGCAUGGCUGCUUGUGGGAAUCGCUAUUAGAUGUGCACAGGCCAUGGGCUUACAGUACGAAUUGGAGUUGGACGACGAACCAAUGUCGAGAUCACUAGCGCUCAAGUGCGAGGCAGAGCGCAUGGGCGUUGAUCCCGAUCGUAAAAUGUCGAAAUCGGAAAAAUCUGGCGACGAUGCUUUUAUUCAGCAAGAGAUUCGAAGGCGAACAUUUUGGAGCUGCUACAUCAUGGACCGAUAUCUCAGUAGUGGCAAAUACCGACCUCAGAUGCUGCUCGCAAGAGAGCUUAGAAUUCAGCUUCCAGCGAGUGAGCGGUCUUUCCUCUUCGCGGAGAAAGUUCGGACUCUUAUGCUGGGUGAAGAGGACAAGACUGAUACCAUUCCCGGAAGAGCGGAUCUUCAAAGUCAACGACAACAAUCGGUGAUGCUAGGGACCGCGAAUUGUACACCCGACCUGAACAUUGCCUCGCCCAGGAGCAUGGCACUUGAGAAUGACGAGGAAAAGGGGAGAAUGGAGAUUGGACCUGAGGAGGGACUGGUCAGCCGCUAUGUCAAGGUUUUGGAGAUUUAUGGCAAGGUGAUUAAGUGGGCUUGCAGCGGUGGGCGGAGAAUUGAGGAGUGGCCGCCAUGGGAUCCACGCUGCAAUUUUUUCAAACUCCGCCGACAAUGUCAGGAAUUCAAAGCCAGUCUACCACGACAAAACGCCCUCACCCCUCAAAACACCCAAGCUCACAUCAGCAUGAAGACAUCGACACCGUACACUCUGGUGCAUGCUGUGUAUCUCUUAUGCCAGAUAAUGCUACAUCGCGAAUAUGUGCCAUUCAUCCCAAUCCGCUGCGCCAAACCCGAGGGCCCGGUAGAUCCACCUCUGUUUCCGGCUGAUAAAUAUCUCGUUCCUCCUGGCUUCUGGGAGGAUACCGCGCGGCAGUGUUUCAAGUCGGCUCGAGAGAUUAUCGAUCUGGUCCGGACUUGCCAGGAGUGGAGUGCGCUUGUUGAGACUCCCAUUAUUGGUUUCGCCAUCUAUACAGUUGCGUUCAAUGGUGUCUAUUGUAUAAACUUUCCAUGGAUGGACCCGGAUGGAUACAUGUGUACAGCGUCAUCGUCAGCAGCACAUCUGAACAGCUCCCGAGCUGGUGAAAGCCAGGGGUUUGAGGCUGCGAGGAAGGCCUUGGAGAUGAUUGGGUCGAUGCGACCCAAACUCCACAUGGCCGACGGGUGGUUCAAGACGAUCAAUAAAAUGCACAAGUACUUUCGAAAGUUGAAGAGCGAUUAUCGGAAAAGCUCCCAGACAAUGGAGAGUUCUUCGGAGGGAGACAGCCCCAUCAGCACACGGCAUCUCAGUCUGAGAGAGGGAGGCUCAGGAGGAGGUUUGAGUGAAUUCCGACUACUGGAAAGGACAUUGCAGGAGUUUGGAAACCUUGAAGAUGAGGAUGUGGAGAUGGGAGACCUGCAGCACGAUGAUUCAAAGGCACUGGAUGAGGCGUAUGAUGACAGCAGAUCCGAUUCCGAGGUCAAAAGCGAAGGACCAGGCGAGCGUCUGACGGGCGCUGAGCCACCCCGAACYUCCGAUGCAGGAACUUGGAGUGCGAUCAACACCGCUGCUGCGCCUCCCAACCAUCAACCGACUUUGCCAGCUCCCGUCAGCCAGUUUAGGAGCUAUGACUCUUACCCUCAACGGAACCACCAGCAGACGUCGCCUCAGGGACAGGCAACCCCACAUCACGGAUACAGUCAUCAUCACGCCAACAACUUGCGUCCUACGUAUUCAGAUACUGCAGGUGGCGCACCUCCCACCCCGGCGAGCCAUUCUGCAGCGGGCACAACGCCUUCGGUAUCGCAACCCUCUCCACCUUAUGAGAAUCGACAGGGCUAUCUUCAGCAUCAUCAACAACAACAACACCACACCUACCAAAAUUGGCCGGCUCCGACUUCGGGAUAUCCGAUGCAACCUCCUCCUCCCAAUCCCUACGUCCACAACCCUCCCUCACAACACCUCCACCACCACGCCAUGCAAGUGACAUCGCCACUCCACUCGGCGUAUUCAAGUCCAGGRCAUGCGAUUCAUGCCUCGGGUCCUCUUCCACCCAUGUCUGCUGAACCUCAACAUGCACCCCAACAACAACCCAACGAUUGGGCGAUGAGCAAGGAGGCAUGGCUCAACAGCCUUGAUACGCGAUUGGGAGGGGAUGACGUGGCUGCCUUUGUGGAUGGAGGGGAGAUGAGGGAGUGGGUGGGUAUGGCGGCCAGUCAGGGGUUUGGUGGUUGGUGGUUGAGUACUGUUUGGGGCGGGGGAAAUCCUUGA